This is a messenger RNA of Halichondria panicea, 3033 nucleotides long. Its product is annotated as ER membrane protein complex subunit 1-like. Gene Ontology annotation, cellular component: EMC complex. The transcript is spliced from 21 exons. The record is from RefSeq and is a predicted model, not a curated record. Gene Ontology annotation, biological process: protein folding in endoplasmic reticulum. Gene Ontology annotation, molecular function: protein binding. Lineage: Eukaryota; Metazoa; Porifera; Demospongiae; Suberitida; Halichondriidae. Bases 22 to 2895 code for a protein of 957 amino acids.
CACGUGGAUUCAGUAUCUAAAAUGGCUAUAAAGUGGUGCUACGUAUUUCUGUGCCUGUGUACGUGUGUGUGCCUGCUUCAUGAAACAUCAGCACUGUAUGAAGAUCAAGUUGGCCUCUAUGACUGGUAUCAGCAGUAUGUUGGACCUGUGAGUUACGCCUCUAUUGAUUCUACUGUGAGCACCAAUCGAGGGAUAGUAGUCGCGUCUGAAAAUGGAGUCCUGGCUCACAUAGACACCCUCAGCGGAGAUUUAGUGUGGAGGACAGUAUUUGCUCCUGGCAGAAAUGGAUGGAUCGAUGCCAUCUUGAGAACCCCUGGAGGAUCUCUACUGUCAGUAUCCAAGAAUGGUCGAGUGUUACGUUCCUGGGAGCUGGAUGAAGGGCUCCUAAAAUGGGAGGUAGUCACCAACUUAACAGCCAGCCAGGAGCAGGACAGUCCCCUUCCUCUGAACGAGAUCUGGAGACCUGGUGCUGUGCAAGCUGCUCUGACAGGGGGGAAGCAAAGCUUAGUGGCGGUUGCAGCUGGUGAAGACCUCUCUGUGCACAGUGUUAAGACUGGAGAGGUCAAGUGGACACACACUCUAAACCUACCUAACGAGUCGUUGCUAUGCUCUAUGAUAGGGCAGGAGAAAACUCUGUAUGUAUUAGCCGCAGUCGAUGAGUCUAAUCUUAUUCUCUUCACCUUUGCUGCCUCCACUGGCGAGCUAACGUCCACUAGAGAACUGACAGCCUCAUGGUUAUCGAUGGAUACAACCAGUUGCCUGCUUACAACAACCCACCUAGUGUGUCUGGAACCCUCCAAGUUGAACCUCUACCAUACACCACUCUCUGCCAGCACCCCCUUACAACAAACCAUGCUCACUACUUUAUUGGAACAGGUUGUCGUGGACAACCAGCAAGCCAAACUCGUCCUGGCUGGCAUCUCAGACAAUGUUGGAGUGGAGAUUGGCAGCACCCAGUGGUUGUUGAGUCUGGAAGGCCCUCAGGUGUCUGUGUUGAGCAAGAGUGGCCAUGCUGUGAGCCUUGUGGGGGGUGUGACUGUGGGGGGCGACGGCCGGACCUUGGUGGUGGGAGAUAAAGAGGUGGAGCUGAAGGAAUACAGGGGGAAACCCCUUCUGGGAGGUGUGCAGUCGGACAAAGGGAGGGACAGGUAUCGAAUGGUGCUGGUUAUGGAGGAUCACUCCAUACUCGGGAUAAAUCAAGAUGGUGUAAUGUGGGCUCGAGAAGAUGCCCUGGGGGCCGCAGUUGCUGUGGAGAUGUUGGACUUACCAGCUGGCCAGUCAGAGAAGAUUGAGAGCUUUGUAGAGAUGACCAAAUCUGAAGCCAACCCUCUCAAAGUGGCCGCCCUCAGAGCACAGCUCCAGUUCACCCUUGCCAAGGAGUUUCUGAUGAACCUGAACAAGGAGGUGGCCAGCUUGCUACAAUAUGACGGACCUCACUUAGUCAGAGAUCGGUUCAACACUCGCAAGCUCAUCUUAGUUACCACGGCAAAUGGAAAGAUGUAUGCCCUGGAUAGCCGCAAUGGGGAGGUGGUGUGGCAAUCAUUCCUCUCUUCUUUUGCUGCCUUCCAAGAUGGCCGCCCACUCCUCCAUGUCCUCAGGACUACCAGUCACCCCCCACACCCUUCACUCGCUGUUUUGGUUGGACGCUCACAGACCUCUGGAUGCAGUACUGUUAUCUACGAGUUCAACCCACUCACUGGAGAGGCAAUGAACUCGGAGCCUCACUGUCUACCGUUCCAAAUCACUCAAACCUUGCUCCUCCCCACUCUUGACCACACCCACUCCAAGAUCCUGCUACUAUUGACCAGUGACAACAUGGUGGCCACGUAUCCUUCCUCGACUGAAGUCAUGGAAACACUGAUGGUCUCUCAAGAGCAGCUGUACCUGCUCGUAGCGAUACAAGGUGGCUCAGACAUCACUGGCUAUAGGGUCCUGCUUGACGAGGGGGGCUUACCCUCGCCUGAUAACAGUUACCCUGGAUACCUAUUCCGUACCGAGCAGUUUUGGCAGGUGCGGUUUCCAGUUGAGAAUGAGCAGAUAGCAGCUGUGGUGGGGAAGAAGGCGUACGAGCACGUCAGCUCGCAAGGAGAUGUGCUGGCCGACCGGAACGUGCAGUACAAGUAUCUCAACCCUAAUCUGGUAGGUGUGGUCACAGAGUCCACAGACCGGACCAAACCUCUGGUGACAGUGUACCUGAUAGACAGUAUCACUGGGGCCAUCAUCUACCACACCUCUCACAAGAAUGCCCUGGGGCCCGUGCACAUGGCUCACUCUGAGAACUGGGUUGUUUACGAGUUCUUCAACAGCAAGCAGCGUCGUCAUGAAUUAGUGGUUCUGGAGCUCUACGAAAUACACACCAACCAAUCACACACUGUUUGGUCGUCGCUGGCCCCUCCCCCUACUCCCGCUGUCAUGUCCCAGGCCUACACUCUUCCCACCACCAUCACCACCCUCACAACCACACAGACUCUCAGGGGAAUCACUUACAAGGGAGUUAUUUUUGGUCUUGCGUCUGGUCGAGUGGUGAUCAUGCCCAAGUCUCUACUGAACCAUCGCAGAGAACUGGAGAUCACUGACCAAAUGAAGGAGGACGGGACUCCUCCCUACCAUCCCGAGAUUCCACUCAACCCUCUUAGCUUCGUCAACUACAAUCGCACUGUUGCAAGGAUACGAGAAAUUUACGCUACACCCAGUGGGCUUGAGUCCACGUGUCUACUGUUCGUCUGUGGACUAGAUCUCUACUACACUCGAGUGACUCCGUCCAAUCAAUUUGAUCUCCUGGCCGAGGACUUUGACUACACUCUCAUCAGUGCAGUAGUGGUAGGCAUGUUCGUAGCCACUCUCGUUCUCUCAAGACUAUCAGCCAAGAAAAUGCUAAAAUCUCUCUGGAAGUAGCCAGUGCUCAACUUGUUAGGAGUUCAUUGUUAGUGUUGUGCAGCUGUGUGUGUGUUAUGCAUCUCUAGAAUCAGUCCUUCGAUCACCACCGAUUUAUAUAAUUAUAAUUAUAUCAUUAAUGUGUGCUCUAUAUAUCUA